CGUUCCUUCACUCUUGCUUCUCCUCUCCCACCCAACCAAUCUCUGCACGUACGCUCCUUCGCCUUCUCCUCCGCAGGCGCAAUCGGAGGGAACGCCUUUGUGCCGCCCAGGACCAACUCGCCAGUCGCUCUUUUUCCUUCAUCCGUACCAUUUUCCGUCGCACAAUGGCCUUUUUCGCUUCGAACGCUGCCAUCGACUCUACUGCAUAACGUAACUAAUAUUUCGAGAAAAAACACGAAAAGCCAUUGCAACUGUUCCUGCGUCCGGCCGUCUGACGCUCGUGUCUGAGGACGUCCUGACGACGAAUGGCUUCUUGCAUAUCACUGCGCGGCUCGACCGCCUGUCCAGCCUUUAAUGCUUCCUCCGUAUCGACCGACGACACGCUUCGAGGCCUGUUUCCGUUUCUGAAAUACGUCGACGACACCGCUUCCUUCGACGAACAGCUCAAGUCGUACAUCGCCACCACAUAUGCGCAGCUAAAAUACCAGACCCUGCUCGGCUGCUCCAACGUCUCCCUCACAAACACGACCGAUUUGUACGCGCGAUACACGACCACCUUCCUCUGCAAUGCCGUCGUCCAGAAUUCCGUCAACCCGUGCAAGCUCACUGGAGCCGCAGCUCGACCGGUUUGCGCCGAAACAUGCGCCGAGUUCGCCACGAGCGAAGAGCAGAUCGCAUCCACCAAGGACCUGUGCGGCACCACCGGUGACAACGCCAUCAGCCAGAUCCGCGCCGACUUCACGACGUGCGCUCUACCGGACAACUCGCUGAACAGCGACCAAUGCAUCCAGGGCGUCACCAACGAACCGGACAACUGCGGCUUCGCCGACAACCUACCGAGCCUAUGUUCAUACUGCGCAUCGAGCUCGCCCAACUCUACCGACUCGUGCUGCGUCAACGCGCAAACGGAGACGCGAUGCACGAACGUCAAACUGCCCAUCACUGCUUCCAUGGGCGCCAUCACCUCGUCCGUGGCCAGUGCGACCGCAUCGAGCAGCGCGGGAGCUGCUGCAGGUAGCUCCCAUGGCUCGGGACUAAGCGGCGGUGCCAUCGCCGGCAUUGUGAUCGGAUCCAUCGUCGGCGCCUUGCUUCUUCUAGCCCUCAUAAUUGGAUGCUGCAUCCUCAUCCGGCGGCGAAGGAACAGCAAGAUAGGCAGCACACUGAAUCAACCGUCACCGUCACGACACGGACCCCCUGCAACAUCCAUGACCUACGCGAGCCCGCGAACGCAUCAAGACAACCUGCCCGUCGGAGCCCGUGUGCACCAGCUCAGUGCUCUCGAGGCUACCGAUGCGAGCCCCCUCGCUGCUGCAGGCAUGGGCAAGGGAGCGUACGACAUCACCCCCGAGUCGCAGAGAACCGGUCUGGGCGUUGCCGCAAUAAGUAAACGCGGCGGCUCACUUUCUGCAGACGGAAGCUCUCCCAACACGGGAGACUUUUCCAGCCCGGAAGGCGCCGUUAGCGGCGACUCGGAGGCUUUGUCACAUUUCAAAGAUUACUACUCUCAAGAUGAUAUACGCUCUGGCGACGCUGUCGCAACGUUGUGGGCAUACCAGCCGCGGGCGCAGGACGAGUGGGAGCUGGAAAGAGGAGACAUGAUCAAGGUCAUCGGCAUCUGGGACGACGGCUGGGCGACGGGUAUCAAGCUCAACGAACGGGCGGAGGACUGGUCGGCGAGAAACGAGAACAGAGACAGCGGUGUGAGCAACGGAUCAAGGGCCCCGCCCACGGACGACAACGGCGAAACCGAGAUCAAGGCGUUCCCCUUGGUGUGCGUGUGCCUUCCGCAGCACUGGAGGAAAAUCGUGGACAGCGACGGUCCUGGUGGGGGCAUGGGCGGCCCGCCCUCAGGUACUCCCUGAGCGCGCCUCGCGGUGGCGUCCUGGCCGUCAUUCAGCUGAUUGAGCCAACGCAAGUCACCGUCCCUCUCCAUCGUUUCCACGAAGUUUUCUGCACAUACUGCAUGUUGCGGGGGAGGUUUCCACUUGUCUUUUGUGAGCGCGUGUGUGUGCAGCGAAGCGAGCUCGCACGCGCUCACGCUCGUACAUGGCCUCCUUCCCCCCUGAAUCUCUGGAUACCCAACAAAGCAAAGUUGUAAUGUCGGCCCACGAACGACGGCGUUUGAUUCUUCGCGUUUUUGAUUUCACUUCUUAUUAAACGGAGUACAUUUAACAACUGCCAUUUGAGGAGAGUAUGAAUGGAGAGAAAGUGAGCGGGAAAGAACGUAGCAAGGGGGAGCUGGGAGAGCGAGAGAGAGAAACAGUGAGAGACGGGAGCGCGCGAAGCGGCACUUCUAGGUUUUAACACCGCAUACUCUUAACACACCAAGCCACAAUCCACUACUCUUCUAGCCUUUAUUUGUAGAUAGCUUACGAUACCAUUGCCCAGACGUAAUAACAGUACCUUGUGGAUACCA
Verruconis gallopava is the source of this 2416-nucleotide messenger RNA. RefSeq lists its product as uncharacterized. Gene Ontology annotation, molecular function: protein binding. Bases 306 to 1862 code for a protein of 518 amino acids. Lineage: Eukaryota; Fungi; Ascomycota; Dothideomycetes; Venturiales; Sympoventuriaceae. The transcript is spliced from 4 exons. The record is from RefSeq and is a predicted model, not a curated record.